Carassius gibelio (silver crucian carp) is the source of this 3031-nucleotide messenger RNA. RefSeq names its product 2-phosphoxylose phosphatase 1-like. The record is from RefSeq and is a predicted model, not a curated record. The transcript is spliced from 5 exons. Gene Ontology annotation, biological process: chondroitin sulfate proteoglycan biosynthetic process; glycosaminoglycan biosynthetic process; dephosphorylation. Lineage: Eukaryota; Metazoa; Chordata; Actinopteri; Cypriniformes; Cyprinidae. Gene Ontology annotation, cellular component: Golgi apparatus. Bases 513 to 2000 code for a protein of 495 amino acids. Gene Ontology annotation, molecular function: phosphatase activity.
UCACUUCAGUUCACUCAAGCAUGACUGGUGUAGUUUUAAAGAAAGCGGCUUCAGGUCUAUAGAGAGAGAGAGAAAGAGGCCAUACAUCGAGAACGAGAAAGACAGAAGUGAAGAAUGAAAGACGACCGGUUCUCAACCCAGUGAAUUGUGGGUAUCUGUCAGCGUUGCUUCAUCGCUGAAGUACACACUCCUCACAACACACACAAUAUCAGCCUGACGGCCUUGAGCGGCAGUGCAAACACUGUCUGUCCUGUUUGAUUUGAGUCUAUUGUAUUUGUGUUUAGGUGUGUGUGAAUCUUUUUGUACACAUGCUCAGCCUUUCAGCUACAAAGAGCUCUUUGUGUGGCCGGCCUCUGCACUGAGCUGAGCUGUGAUUGGCUGAGAGCUCCAAGCUUACAGGCGAUUGGUUAGGCAGCUUUUACAGGAAUCAAAUGGGGUUUGAUUCUGAUUUAAAACCAGUAUGAGGUGCAAAUACACACACACCUGCACACACUGGCUUUAACAUCUCCAGAAUGUCCAUCGCUGUGAGUAUAAACCAGCUAACCGUCAUUCUUCUGUCUGUGCACCUCAUUCCAACCAAUCCGGUGGCGGAGCAAAUGUCACUUGGUAAAAGCAGAAAGCGUGUGAAUCCGGUCCUCCACACGGAUGCUCCCGCUCCAGAUCCCAUCCGAGACUCUCACCGGUACUGCAAUUACCCCAACCUCACCGAGCACGGCUGGGAGGGUCACAGUCCGGCUGACUACAGGCUGCUGUCGGUACACGUGAUGAUCCGACAUGGAGACCGUUUCCCUCUGUACUCCAUCCCCAAAACCAAGAAGCCUGCCAUUGACUGCGUCCUAUCAGACAAGAGAAAGCCCUCUCACCCCCUCUUGGGCUCCUUCAUUAGUCACAUGGCUCUCGGUGGGCGUGGUCACUGGGACGCAUCACUGGGAUAUCUGCCCCGAUUACCCAAUCACAGCACCUGUGAAAUGGGAGAGCUUACACAGACAGGAGUCGUGCAGCACUUGAAAAACGGCGAUCAUCUUCGCCAGGCCUACAUCAAGCGUCACAAUCUGCUCACUGCUGAUUGGUCGCCGCGGCAGUUGUGGGUGGAGACUACAGGUAAAAGCCGCACCCUACAGAGUGGAUUGGCCUUCCUCUUUGGCUUCCUGCCACGUUUCGAUUGGUCACGGGUGACGGUAAGACAGCAGUGGAGUACGCUGUUCUGCGGGUCCUCGUGCGACUGUCCCGCACGGAACCGGUUCCUGGAGCAGGAGCAGCGCAGGCAGUAUCGGCAGAGGACUGCAGACACCGAACUGGAGCGCACAUAUGUCACAAUGGCGAAGACGCUGGGAGUGGCCACAAAAAUUCUGAGGGCGGCCAAUCCGGUGGAUGCAUUGUUGUGUCACUUUUGUCAUGGUCUUGCUUUCCCAUGCACUAACACACGGACUACAUCAAACGUUCCGGAUGAGGGGGCGUGUCUUACACUGCAGCACUUUGCUGUGAUUCGACGGCAGCAGAAAGAUGAUGAACUGGAGCGGCGGGAGGCGGGGCUUUAUCGCCGAUAUGCUGUGCUCGCGGCACAUCCGUACCUAAACCGCACCGCAACGCGGAUGGAGAGGAUCGCCAGAGCAAGCCAAACACGCCGAGGAACGGAAGAGGUGGUCUUCGCUUUAGCAUCUGCUCACGACGUAACAAUGGCACCGCUGCUAGGCGCACUUGGUCUGGAAAGGGCCGGAUUUCCAAAGUUUGCAGCGCGGCUGGUGUUUGAGCUGUGGAACGGACCAGAAGCGAAAGACGGUGAUAGAAAACGAGGACAGUGGUUGAAGAACAUGUUCAUCCGUGUUCUCUAUAACGGAGAGGACUUGACCUUUGACACAGCCUUCUGCCGUGAACACAAUCGACACUCUGCUCAGCCGCUCUGCCCUCUGGGUAAUUUCAUGUCGUUUGUGAGAAAUGAUAUGUUUAAUAUUGUCAACGCGACGAGUUACAAGCAGGCCUGCCACCAAACUGUCCUGUAAUAUGUGAACGUGAAUGAGCGAACGGCAAGGAAAGAUGAGGAAGAGGUAUGAUAAAUAUUCUGUCAUCCUUCAAGUCCUUCCAAAACUAUAUGACUUUUAGUGGAAUGCAAAUGACACUUUUGAUAAAUAUUCAAUGAAUGCAAAACUUUCAAGCUCAAAAAGCAAAUAAGUUCCCUAAAAGUCCGUACGACUUCUGCACUCUAUUCUAAUGAGUUCGCAGGUGCUUGUUACUGAAUGCACUCGUUGUGCAGAUCAGUGUGUCCUGAAGAAGAAGUUUGGAGUAACAUGAAGGUUAAAAAAACCCACAUAAUUUUCAGUUUUGGGCGAACUGUUCCUUUAAGAGGACUACUAAUGUUCUUGAUGUAGUGUUAUGUUUGCGGACCAAACAACUGUCCCUGCACAAGAUUGGUUUUGGUGCAUUUUACUAAUCUCGCUGACUAAAUUUGAAGCAUGAAGCAUUUUAAGCUGUAGACUGUGACUGAGUAUGAAAAUCUGAUUUAUGAUUCAAGAGCUCCUGAAUCCAGACAAACACAAAACAAUCAGGUAUUGAAACACUUCUUGCCUUUAUUUUGAGUCAAUGAUCUAGGACCGCUGCACAGUCAUUAUGACAAUCCCAGUGGUUUUACUAAAUAUAAAAAAAAUGUUUUUAGACCACAUUUCUGAAACACUUUUAGGGCACUUGGCCACUUUAUUGCAGAGUUCCUGCAGUGAUCAGGAAUCUGAUGUUAUUUCAGUUUCACAUCUCCUCGAUGAGUUCUCACUUGAAUAGUAUUAGCAGAAUUACUUGUUUUUAACACAAUCAUGUUGUCCUGACUCAUUUCUCACACAUUUUGUGUUCUUAAAAUUUCUUUGAGUGCUUUCCCUUUGUUUACACAUAAUGUAGACGUAAAACAAAGGAGUGGUAGUAAUUCUGAGUACUGUAAAACUGAUUCAGUCCACUUUUGUAUCAUGAAUGAUGUUGUGAUCAGUCUGUACUGCCACUUUCCAACCCUUAAAACACAUUUUUUAAAUAAAAAAAACAUUUCUUUCUA